AUGUACAGGAAUCCCGAUGGCAACGCACCAACGGUCCACUACUGCAAGACGCUCAUCAAGGCCGAGGAGCAACUCAAACACUUCCUCGGUCAACCUGUGCUAGGCUUCGACAUUGAGUGGGAACCUAUGGUCAAGAAGACAGCGCCAGCUAAGCAGAACGUCUCCCUCAUCCAGCUCGCGAUUGAGGACCGCAUCAUCCUCAUCCACGUGGCGCUCUUCGCAGGCAAUGGGCCUCAGCAGCUGAUGCCCACCAGUCUCCGGAUGAUCUUGGAGUCUGAUAGCGUCAUGAAAGUCGGCGUGAACAUACAGGGCGAUGCUCGUCGCAUCCACGAGUAUUUGGGUGUGCAGAUGCGUGCGCAGUUCGAGCUGAGCCAUCUGUACAAGGUCGUAACAUUUACCGACCGUAAGGCGAUCAACAAGACGCUGAAGGGUGCUAGCCUCCAGGCACAAGUAAAGAAUAUUCUACUGCUGCCGCUGAAGAAGGACGAUGUACGCGUCAGCUCGUGGUCUCGAGCACUCUCAAAAGAGCAGUCGGAUUACUCCGCUUCAGACGCAUACGCUGGCUUUAGACUAUUCCAUGCGCUUGAGGCGAAACGUAAAGCUAUGGAACCCACGCCGCCGAGGCCUGCAUUCUAUGAG
Messenger RNA from Baudoinia panamericana UAMH 10762, 639 nucleotides. RefSeq lists its product as uncharacterized. Gene Ontology annotation, biological process: nucleobase-containing compound metabolic process. The record is from RefSeq and is a predicted model, not a curated record. Gene Ontology annotation, molecular function: nucleic acid binding; 3'-5' exonuclease activity. Lineage: Eukaryota; Fungi; Ascomycota; Dothideomycetes; Mycosphaerellales; Teratosphaeriaceae. Gene Ontology annotation, cellular component: nucleus; cytoplasm. The transcript has a single exon. The annotation marks the transcript as partial.